AUGCAAAACGGUGGUAGCCGCUCGACUGCGAGCAUGGCAAUACCUUGGGCUCACAGCUACAAGAGGUACGCGGACGAGGUCGAACAGAGCGCGGCCAAGAGAACAUGCUUCGAACAUAGCUCUGCUGGGGAGUCUACUGGGGAGUCUACUGGGUCCAUGGCAGUCCCGGAUUUUAACCUGGCCCAGCCGCCGUUGAGACGUAUAUGGCACAGACGAACCACGGCAGUCACGAACACAGGAAUGUCAACGCUCAGCCGAAACUCGUCAGAUAUCAAGGUCGAAACUUGUACCGGCUACGAACUCGCGACAAUGACGGACUUUCGAACCGACAUGAGCGUAAAGGAGAAGCUCUCUCUAGGAUACAGUCAAUCCUUCCACAAAAGCCUAGAGUUUGAUGCUCGGAUUCAAGAAACUUCGGGCGGUCUGCUAUCUGCGCGUCGAAACGAGAUCAUGGGACGGGGCGGACUUGGACUGGUCGAUCGGUUCCUUGGGUUCUCAUAUGCUUUGCGACAGGAGACCGUCGCCCAUGAUGCGGAAAUACAAAAUAGAAUGUACGGGCUUCCGGACACGGAAACUACGCUAGAGGAAACAAAAGAUGGCUACGACUGCUCAAACGAGAGGAGACGACUCAACGAGCACUUCUUGGCCAGAUCUCGAUUUGUCAAACGUGCGCAUCAACGACUGGCGAUAGCGAUACGGCCAUGCAACAGGAAGACCCAUACAAUUCCUGGCCUAGUGGCCCGACGAAGAUCUGACCAGAUCAUGAAUGUCGAGUGGCAACAAGACUACCACGGCAUGGCAAUGAACAUGAGCUUCAGCGCGUUCCAGAGUAGAUCAAUGGAGGAGAACGGGUAUCGGAAGCGCGAAAUCCGGCGCCUGCACUUCCGAAAGGUGGACGAUGCGCACCAGACCUUUCCGGGACCUCCGCUGGAUACCGCUACGGCCGAAGAUUACGGGGCCAACUCCAGCACGGAGAUGUAUUUCCAAGAUGGCGUAGACGGAAGUCUUUCCAUGGUCGAGCUAGACAUGUGA
Molecule: messenger RNA, 1032 nt
Organism: Colletotrichum spaethianum
Lineage: Eukaryota; Fungi; Ascomycota; Sordariomycetes; Glomerellales; Glomerellaceae
Exons: 3
Coding region: 1-1032 (343 amino acids)
Source: RefSeq, a predicted model, not a curated record